GGCAAAAACACUGCAGGAAGCUGCACAGCUACUCUUUCCCGUGUGGUCACAUUAGUCAUGUGACUUGUGACAUCACCGGUCCUUCUGCUGAAAAGCAACUAGCUGCUACUAUCAGGAAACAUAAGGGGAAGAGGAGGUAUCGACCCAGUACCUACUUGCUACUUGUUUAUGUAUAGUGCGGCUCCUGUUACUGUGAAGAUCACGUACAAUACAGAUCACUGCAUUUGUCAGUAAAGGAUAAACAUUAUAAGAAUAUCUGACAAAAUCGGUUGCGCUGCAGAAGAUAAUGUCUGACAAGACCGAAAACCAAACCUCAGACCAUCCUGAUGCACACGGAGAAGAUAUAAUGUCAACUUGCAUAUAUAAAUUAUGUCCAAACUCCAGCCAAAGGACAAAACUGAAUGUAUCGACAUCCCUUCAUAAGUUUCCUCACUCACCAGAACUUAUUUUUCAAUGGUUGUCAGCUACUGGACAGUUUGAUGAUGCAAUUGAUGAAAUGGUUUCUAGAGUUAUUCAAACCAACAAGAAUGGUCGAUAUAGAAUGUGCUCUCUUCAUUUCACCCCUAGUGAUUAUUAUUCUAGUGGUUUGAAAAUGUCUCUAUAUAAACAUGCAAUACCUUCAAUCUUUGGGAAUAAUUUGCAAAAAAAAAAAUUGAAGUUUUUCAAAAAAUGUCUGAAAAACAUCAAGAUAAGCCGACGACUAGUAAAAAUAUUGUGGUUUCAAUGAAAGAAGGUUCAGUCACAGAAAGUGUUAUUGAUCCAGUUGUUCCUACAUCUUCAAUCUCAGCAAUGUGUCUCCCCAGUGUUGUUACAUGUCAAUGUUGUGGACAUUCGAUCAAUACAUCCAAAAGAGAUGUCUACACCAACACAGAAACUAUUGUUCAAGAUAAAGCGAUUCAAUUUGAUAGAAAGCAUGGUUCCAAAUCUACAAGUACACAAACAGAUUUCAUAUUACCUAGAACAAAUGCUUCAACUUCAACCAUUGGAUUAAAAAAUACUAAGGAUGCUUAUAGUUGGACAAUGGGCGAUAUAACAGGAAAUAAAACAUUGACAUCUAUUGGCACUUGGACAGGACCUGACAACGCCUUAGAAAUUAAUACUAUGGACGAACACUUACAACCUCUGAUAGUUAAUAUGUCACCUAUUUUCCCCUCGUCACCAAUGGAUAUAAAUGACGAAGCAACAGAAGAUAUGAUGUUAGAUUCAGAGUUAUUAAAUGAAACUGUGGCAAGUAGUCAAUUUGUUGAUAAUUCUAUACUCAAAGACCCAAAUUACAGUCCAGACACGAGUAUGACUACAGCAGAUGAGUACAGUAUAUUAAAAGAAAAAUUUUUCGAUUUCUACGUUAGAGAAAAAAAAUACUUAGUUUUCGAAAGUUGUUUAGAUGAGUUAUUACAUUUUCUACCUUGCUCGCAAAAGGAUUGCAGUGCACCAAUAAUUUCAAAAGAAAAAAGAAUACUUGGAACUUUACUAAUAGUUACUGGUGAAUGUCUUUCAGGACAUGAAGGCAAACUAUGGUAUAGUCAACCUAAAAUUCAACAAAUGCCAAUUGGUAAUCUAUUAUAUUCAGCUUCCAUCUUAUUCAGUGGCAAUAAUUUUGAAAAAGUAUCUGAAUUUUCAGAAUACCUGGGUCUACAAUCUAUUUCAAGUCAAACUUAUUAUAAAAUUCAAAAGAAAUUUUUAUUUCCAACUGUUGAACUACAUUGGGUUCAAGACCGGCAAAAAAACAUAAACAGCUUUAGGGACAGGGCUAUCACAUUGUGUGGUGAUGGGCAAUGUGAUAGCCCUGGAUAUUGUGCUAAGUAUUGUACUUAUACGAUGAUUGAAGACGAGUCCAAAAAAAUUAUCGAUUUAAACAUAGUACAAGUCACAGAGGCAUCUUCAUCAGUAGCGAUGGAGUCCAAGGCCUUUCGUAGAGCUAUGAACAACAUAGCUAUAGAACAGUUAAUGGUACUACAAAUUGCAACUGACAGGCAUGUAAGCAUACGAAAAUUUUUGAGAGAGCAAUACCCAGUAAUAAAACAUCAAUUUGACAUCUGGCACUACGGCAAGAGUAUUCGUAAGAAAUUAAUUUCCUUAAGUAGAAAAAAAAAUUGUAAGUAGAUUGCAACAUGGAUCCCUUCUUUAAUUAAUCACCUUUGGAACUCCAGCUUAAAGUGUAAUGGCAAUGCUGAUAUAAUGCGAAAAAUUUGGCAAUCAUCUUUGUAUCACAUAUGUAAUAUACACUCUUGGAAUGAUGGAAGUUCUAUUAAUGUUUGUGGACAUGAAGAAUUGAAUGAAGAUGCUGAACGUGAAAGAGCAUGGUUAGAUCCAAAAAGCAAGGCUUUUGAAAACUUGCAACAAAUAAUAUGUGAUCCAAGGAUGGAUAAGGAUUUCAAAAGUCUAUCUCAAUUCUGUCAUACUGGUUCAAUCGAAGUGUUUCACGGCCUUGUAUUAAAAUAUAGGCCCAAAAGAGUGCAUUUCUCUAUGGAUGCAAUGGAAGCUAGGACCAAACUUGCUGCACUGGCACAUAACAACAACACAACACGAAUCCAAGAACGCAUAAGGAGAGAAACUGAAACAAGUGGUAGCUUAGGUGAUUUGAAGUUCAAAUCAGUUUUUACUAAAAGUAAAAAGGAAUGGCAGCUGAGGCCAAUUUAUGAAUCCAUGAACAUGGAUCACAUAUUUCCAAUGUUAGUCGAUGUACUUUACUUAUAUAAUGGUGACUUGGACAACACAUGGGAAUCCAAAAAUGAUUCUUUGCCCGAUAACAUCGCUAGCAAGCCACGACCAAGCAAAGAAUUAUUAUUGGAAAAUAAAAGAUCACGUUUUCUAAAAAAAAGUUAGACUGAAAUACUUAUAUACGUUAAUUUUAACAUAAUUAAAAUCUUGUUAUUAGAGGUUAUAAAUGGUUGUUACUGAAAUAUUUAAUAGUAUUUUGUUUUCAUUAGAAUUG
This is a messenger RNA of Bombina bombina (fire-bellied toad), 2935 nucleotides long. RefSeq lists its product as uncharacterized. Bases 670 to 2103 code for a protein of 477 amino acids. The record is from RefSeq and is a predicted model, not a curated record. Lineage: Eukaryota; Metazoa; Chordata; Amphibia; Anura; Bombinatoridae. The transcript has 3 exons.